Messenger RNA from Talaromyces proteolyticus, 1014 nucleotides. Its product is annotated as putative 3-hydroxyisobutyrate dehydrogenase. The transcript is spliced from 3 exons. Gene Ontology annotation, cellular component: mitochondrion. The record is from RefSeq and is a predicted model, not a curated record. Gene Ontology annotation, molecular function: NADP binding; 3-hydroxyisobutyrate dehydrogenase activity; NAD binding. Gene Ontology annotation, biological process: L-valine catabolic process. The coding region runs from base 1 to 1014 and encodes 337 amino acids. NCBI's taxonomy places the organism in Eukaryota, Fungi, Ascomycota, Eurotiomycetes, Eurotiales, Trichocomaceae.
AUGGCAUCACCAGAGAAAACAAUUGCCUUCAUAGGCUUGGGUGUCAUGGGCUAUCCCAUGGCCCUUAAUCUUCGCAAAAAAAUCGGGUCGGAGUACACAAUUUUGAUAUGCGAUGUCGUCCAAGAUGCGCUACAGAGGUUUCAAGACGAGACCAAGAAUACCGGACAAGUCAAGACGGUACAGACGGGAUUUGAAGCCGUCCAAGCGGCUGACCUGAUUAUCACAAUGUUACCCAGCUCACCUGCGGUACGAAGUGUGUAUCUGGAUGAGAAAACAGGUAUAUUGGCUGGUGUUAAAGAUGCCUCGUUGAAAAAUCUUACUGGUCACAAAAUAAUCAUGGAAUGCGGUACGAUCGAAACCGCGACGAUUCUUAAUGUCGCCAAAGCGACGCGCCAGACCGCGUUAUCACUACCGUCUUCCUGGAAAUUAGCAUUCGUAGAUGCUCCUGUUUCUGGCGGUCCCAUGGGCGCGCAGGCAGGAACAUUGACGUUCAUGGUUGGAGCCGACAGUGCGACUAACACGGACGGACAAGUCUUUGCGCGCGUCAAAGCAGCCUUGUCCCAUAUGGGUAAGCCCUCAAAUGUGUUCUUGUGUGGCGAUGUCGGGGCGGGGACGGCGUUCAAGAUCAUCAACAACUACCUAUCGGCAAUCACCAGCCUCGCAGCCUCGGAAGCGCUCAAUAUUGGCGUGAAAAUGGGCCUGGACCCGAAGCUGCUUACAGACGUGAUCAACACAAGUGGCGGACAAUGUUGGGUGACCUCGCACAGCAAUCCUGUGCCAGGAGUGCAUCCCAAUGCACCCGCUAGUCGGGACUACGAGGGCGGGUUUCGCAUCGAGCUCUGCAAAAAGGUUCUCGCGAUGGGCUCGGAAUUGGCGGAAAUGGUGGGCGCGCGAACGAUUUUGGACAAACCGACAUUAGACGCUUUUGAGGAAGCAGCUAAUGAUGCGCGAUACCAAGGCAAGGAUGCAAGGGUAGUGUUUAAGUGGCUGAACGAGCACGAGAAGAAGGAUUAG